Messenger RNA from Sycon ciliatum, 4502 nucleotides. Its product is annotated as tubulin monoglutamylase TTLL4-like. Gene Ontology annotation, molecular function: tubulin-glutamic acid ligase activity; tubulin binding. Lineage: Eukaryota; Metazoa; Porifera; Calcarea; Leucosolenida; Sycettidae. Bases 778 to 4116 code for a protein of 1112 amino acids. The transcript is spliced from 20 exons. Gene Ontology annotation, biological process: microtubule cytoskeleton organization; protein polyglutamylation. Gene Ontology annotation, cellular component: cilium. The record is from RefSeq and is a predicted model, not a curated record.
AUUCAUCAGUAUCAUUAUCGAAACGGAGGCGACUGCUUAUAGCUUAGUCUUCCCUUCCCGAUAACUCCCGACACCUCCCGGUGAUCUAAGCCUCUUCUUGAGAUCCGACCAUUGCCGCUAUCCGCCGCUACGGCCCAGUAGAUCUACGCGGUCUACAUCACACUGCGCAGUCGUUCGUUUCCAAUACUGGCAAUAGUGGAGCCGAGUUCCGUGCAUAGCCAAUGCUGCCAUUGGCAUUGUACAUUGUACUGGAGUUUAGAAGAAGACAGGUCCGUUCAGCGCAGGCAGGGCCUCGUCGGCCUGUUCCGAUUCAAUUACUUUUCAAAGUCUCCAUUGCGCUCUGAGCACACCUGAAAACUGAGAAAGAAAUUAGGUGAGCCUGGCGUCGCUAAUGAAUCGAGUAAUGAUUUAUUACCUCCUUAGCGGUCUGGGAGAAGAAUCACUCGACAUGACCUCAUGAUGCAUCAGCGUCUAUAUUAUUGAUUGGUUCUGGAUAGGGUCUGCUGAGCGCGUGGAUCGUAUAGCCAGCUGCUACGGGUGCACUUGCACUAGUUCUAAGUUUAAGAAGUGCAGUCGGAGCAGAGGAAUCGUGCCGACGCCACAGCUGGUGCGGCAGGCAGUGUGCGGUCAGGCCUCGCGUCGACCAGCUGCUGGGCCUGCGUGUGUGCACGCGUGCGCGCGUGUGUGUUUGUGUGUGCGUGCGUGUGCACGUGAGAUACUGCGUGUGAGUGGCACGUCUGCUGAUCUCCUGUGCCCCCCCCCCCCCUCACCUGAAUCAUGGCCAGUGCAUGCGUCAUAACCGACACACGCCACACGACGACGCUGGGUUCGAUUUCUCAGCACAGCCCGGCAGCACAGCAGCAUCGGGCCACGGUUGCGUCGUCAACCCUACCAUCCCGGUUUGACGUGCCGCCAAACGGAUCUACACUGGAGUCACACGAGCUCGGUGUUCCAACGCGCGCGGAUAACGUCAGAACGUUGGAUGACGACUACAACAGCGGCGUUGAUUACGAAAGCAGUGUCGCCGACGACGACGACGGCGAGGAUUUCACUGACCCGGACGAGGAUGGUGAUGACCUCACCAGCGAUGGCAAUGCGAGUGCAUGCAGCCUUGAUAUCACUGAUGAUUCUCUCGCCAAUGCCAUCAGUGAGCUGACGUUACCGGGAGGUGAUGCACCGCGACCCACACGAACUCAGGGUCUUUCCACACAAGCAGUAUCUACAGAGUCGGGAUCAGCAGCAAAUACGACUACGGCUGCGACAGCAGCAGCGGAGGCAGCUGGUCCACUGAGCAAAGUAGAGCCACUGCAUUCAAGUCUCUUCGCCCACUGCAAUCCAGCUAUUUACUUUCCAAGUGCAGCAGAAGAACUGUCCCACACCCCGCUGCCGGCAUGCGUGAGAUCACUGCUGAAGUGGCGCAUGAGCACCAUCACGCCAAUCGCCAUCAGGCAACUGCUGAAGAGAGCCUGCUUCAAGCCUACAACCAAAAAUGCCGACUGGCUUGGCUUCUGGGGAGGUCACAUCAAGACGAUGGCGUUUCGCAGACUGCAUGAUCACCAGAAGACGAAUCACUUCCCGGGAACAUUCUGCAUUGGACGCAAAGACUACCUGUGGACGCGAUUACUGCACAUGCAGUUGAGAUUUGGCAAGAAGAACUUUGAUUUCUUUCCGCAAACGUUCAUCCUGCCACGAGACACAGUUCACCUUCGCCAGCAGUGGGAUGACUCUGGCAAGCAGAAGUGGAUCGUCAAGCCGCCUGCAUCAGCACGCGGUAUCGGCAUACACCUGAUUAACAAGUGGGCACAGGUGCCACGCAGACGCAGUGUUGUCGUGCAGAGGUAUCUUGACAAACCCUACCUGAUCAAUGAGAGCAAGUUUGAUCUACGCGUGUAUGUGUACGUACCAAGCUAUGAUCCACUGAGGAUUUACGUCUACGAGGACGGUCUUGUGCGCUUUGCGACCUGCAAAUACAAGAACUCGUCCAAGCACAUAGCAAAUCGGUUCAUGCACCUCACUAACUACAGCGUGAACAAGAAGAACACGACGUUUACAGCAAACAGCGAUGAGACCGUGUGCCAGGGACACAAGUGGGGACUGAAAGCACUGUGGCGGUAUCUAGAUGAGAGAGGCGAGGACAGUGACACCGUCUGGGCCAGUAUCAUCGAUGUCGUCAUCAAAACCAUCAUUGCAUCAGAGAGUACAGUCAACAGCAAGAUCAAGGCUAAUGUGAGAAGACGAUCUUGCGUCCAUGAGCUGUUUGGGUUUGACAUAUUCCUGACGGACCAGCUGAAGCCGUACGUUCUCGAGGUCAACAUUUCACCAAGUCUUCACACCAGUUCACAGUUGGACAUGAAUAUCAAAGGUGGCAUGUUGCAUGAUCUACUUCUCAUGGCCAACUUCCAACUGCCCUGUGAAGCUGGCACACCGGCUGCAGAAGAAAUGAAACGACUUGGAUUUCCAGAAGACUGGAGAACGUGUCCUCCGGCCGGCGUGCAAAUGCAGAGUGACGAAAAGACAAAGCACGCCUGCUAUGCCAACUGUCACACAGUCCGGGAUGUACGUGACACGAUCCUGGACGGCCUGACGCCGGAUGAUGUUCGCAUGCUAAUCGAGUCCGAGGACGAGUUUAACCGUCGCGGUGGUUUUCAGCGCGUGUUCCCAACCAGCGACACAGACGCCUACGAACCGUUCUUCGACAUCCCGCGCUACUAUAACAUGUUGUUGAGUGAGUGGAUUCAGCGCUAUCGCUCUGCACCACAGCUAGGAAUAUCAUACCUGCAGGAACAGGCGCACAAGCGCAUGCACCUGAAGACGGCACGCAAGCUGGAAGAGCAAUGGCGACCGCCGGAGAAGGCCAAGCAGCUGACGUUUCCGAGCGGACGACUUCGCGGGCCGUUAUCAGCACUGGCACCACCACCGCCACCACCUGCUCCACUCCAGCGUUCCAAAUCCUCACCGGCGCCAGCACCACCGCCUCUCAAGGACAACAGCAAGCCGAGCACACAUCAUUUCUCGCGUCGCGGUCCGACCGGCAGCGCCACCUCCAGCGUGGUGUCCGUGAAGUCCGCGUCCUCGUCCCUUGCCGCCUCGCGAACGCAACAGGCGAGCAAGACCAAGCCCAGGCUGUCCAAAGGUGCCACGGUAGAUAAACACAAGCCCGUCGGUCGAGCGCGCGCCGGAUCUCUCCCAUCGCCACGGCUACGUCGUCGACAGUGCUCGCACGGCUGCGCCGAGGCGGUGUGCGGCUGUGGCUGCGGAGUGCCGCGGAUCCGUACGUUCGCCGUUCCGUACCCUCUACCCGUGGAGAGCAGUGGCAUGGUAUGUGAGAAUACCGGCGACGCUCACCACCACCAGCAACACCAUCAUCAGUAUCAGCAUCACGAGCAGCAACACCACCAUCAGCAUGCGUACUGUGUCGAUCACCCGUCCUCGCACAACUCCCUCGCGUCGGUCGCCAGCAACGACUCCGGCGUCGACGACCUCAGCCAGACGUCUGUAAUAUCCUCCACGGUCGGCAGUGCUGCCAUGGUAACGUCAAGCACCGCCGUGGUCGCCGAUGCACUUUCACGGACUACAACGACUACCACUGCGGCCGGCAAUUCUCCCGUACGCAUCGGCUCCUUUUCCAAAACGGCACCGUCGUCGGCUACCAAUAGCAGCAGUGCGAUAGCAAAGUCGCAUACAAAAGCAUCCAAGUCGUCAUCGACGCGCCAAGCCCAGAAGCCCGCCAGCACCGGUCAGCGACAGCCGUACGCUCUACAGCCGAUACGGCAGGACCCAGUGGCGGCGGGGGCUAUGUCGACUGGCGUCCCACGCGCCAGCCUUGCUACGGCGCACGGACGAUUCGUACCGAUGAGCUCGUCGACGGUGGAGAUCAUGCCCCUGGAGCGAGGCGGCGCCAAACCCGGAUCGUACCGCGGCGAUUGUCCGUCGGUGUACAGCGAUUCGCUGACGACGACGCGCACACUGCAGGCCGCCAGUGCAGUCUUGGCGCUGCAGCAGGAGCGGACUCUACCGCCACCCGCCCGAGCACUACCCAAAAUGACGGCAAGGCAAAGAUCGGAGCCGCCACUACCCACGAUACGCAGAGGUUUGCCGAGCCAGCGACGUGCUUGAAAGCCCGGCUUUGCCGUCGAAGAUAUUUCUGUCGCCGUCGAAAUUCUACUUGAUGAGUACUAGUACUGUAUUUCCACGAUUAUCAGUCGCACCCCCGUUUUCAGGUUUGAGCAAUAUCGUUAUGACACAAUCACUUCAGUAGUAAGUCAUGCUCGAUUGUAAGUCCCACCCCCCUUUUUUACCCUUGGGUUUUAGUGUAGAAAGGUGCGCCGUGACUUUUAUUCAGGGCAAUAUGGUAUGUAACGACAAUGCAUUAUCGUUCCAUUGUGGAUUGAUUGUGGUGUGGCUCUGCUGAUAUUAUGUCCAUCUUGAACUUGAGACGCACAUUCAAUCGUGAUCCAUCAGGAAGUGCAGUGCGAAUGCAACACGACUUUCAUACUGCUUUA